AUGGAAAAUCACAUCGAAUUCACUAAGUGGGUGGUAGCUCAAGGUGUUGUGAUCAAUGGAAUUGCGGCACAUAGAUUCCCUGGAAGAGGUCUUGGGAUAAUCGCGGAGAAGAAUCUUAAGGCAGGAGAAGUCAUUCUCAGCGUUCCAAUAAAAGCCCUUCGAACAAUCCACACGGUUCCUACAGAGAUCUCAAAGCAUAUCCGCGGUAAAACUACAACUCACGCUCUGCUAGCAGCAGAAUUAUGUCUCGAUACCUCUCCUCAAUUCGAUCUAUGGCGUUCUGUCCUACCCUCAGUCGCGGACUUUGAAGAGUCGCUACCUUUAACAUGGGACCAAUCACUACAAGACCUACUUCCCGCAGCUGCAAAAACCCUUCUCUUAAACCAGAAAAGAAAACUCAAACUCGAUUGGGCUUCAAUAUCAACUGCGUUUCCCGAGCUCGAUUACAAUGACUUCCUAUACAAAUGGAUGAUAGUCAACACACGAACGUUCUACUAUCUAUCUUCAAAAGCCAAAAAAAAGCCCGCGAGAGAUGAUUGCAUGGCACUCAAUCCCUUCGCCGACUACUUCAACCACGCCUCCCACGGCUGCACCGUAACCUUCGCCUCCUCAGGCUACACCAUCACGACCGAAGCCCCCAUAAACUCAGGCUCCGAAGUCUACAUCUCCUACGGCAACCACAGCAACGAUUUCCUGCUCGCCGAAUACGGAUUUAUCAUGGAUUCCAACGCAUGGGACGAGAUCUCGCUGGAUGAAUACAUCAUCCCGAAACUUAGCGAGAAGCAGAAAGAGCACUUGAAAGAUGCGAGGGUGCUUGGGAAAUAUGUUUUGGAUCGGGAGACGGUGUGUUAUCGGACGCAGAUUGUGGUGAGGAUGUUGGUUUUGCCGUUGGGGAGGUGGAGGCGGUUUGUGGAUGGGAAUGAUGAUGGGGAGGGGGAUCAGGGUGUUGUGGAUGGGUAUUUGGAAGGGGUGUUGGAGGAGUAUCGAUCUGAUGUGCAAGUCAAAUUGGAGGCCAUAUCAAGUCUGGAUGUCGGAUUGGAUUCUCAAAGAGACACCUUAAAACGACGAUGGUCACAGAUCGACAUACUCCUCCAAGCAGCUCUAGAUAGACUAAAAAGAUGA
Messenger RNA from Glarea lozoyensis ATCC 20868, 1122 nucleotides. Its product is annotated as SET. NCBI's taxonomy places the organism in Eukaryota, Fungi, Ascomycota, Leotiomycetes, Helotiales, Helotiaceae. Gene Ontology annotation, biological process: peptidyl-lysine trimethylation; peptidyl-lysine monomethylation. The transcript has 3 exons. The coding region runs from base 1 to 1122 and encodes 373 amino acids. The record is from RefSeq and is a predicted model, not a curated record. Gene Ontology annotation, molecular function: protein-lysine N-methyltransferase activity; protein binding.